Molecule: messenger RNA, 1983 nt
Organism: Saccostrea echinata
Lineage: Eukaryota; Metazoa; Mollusca; Bivalvia; Ostreida; Ostreidae
Exons: 1
Coding region: 1-1983 (660 amino acids)
Source: RefSeq, a predicted model, not a curated record
AUGGGUCCACCGGCUCGAUAUGGCUGCUGUGUAUGUAAAAAACAAGUGAAAGGGAAGAUAAAGCGCCCUGUAAGUAAAAGUCUGAUGAAGAUUCUUCGCGAAAAAGGCCUACAUAUUGACAAAAACAGCCAAAUUUGUAAUCCUUGUAGACUUGAUAUAGCUAAACAGGUACAGGGCAGACCAAAAACUACUGCUAAUUCAGUCACAAUUCCUUUUUGUUCAGCUGGAAAGUCACAUAGUAAGUGUGCGUUUUGUGACGGUAAAAUAAAUCUGAAAAUAAUUCCAACAGAAGCUAGAAUCGAUUCGUUUGUAAUGUUUGGGCUGCUUGUACCAGUUGGAUGCAAGUGUUGUCCAAAACAUUUAAUAGGAAAAAACCUUAAUCCAAAUCAAGCCAUAGAUGUGACCUCUUACAGGAAGAAAAUGUCUUCCUUAACAUCACAAGAAGUAUCUGACUUGCUGACAAAAAUCAGAACAAGAGCCAUGCACAAUUUAACAACUUACAAGCUUGAUUUUGAAAACUUACACGAUGAAGACUACAUGACAUUGCUAGGACUUUCAAAAGAAAACUUCUUUGAUAUUACAUCAUUUACAACAUCUCUAAGAAAUACAAAAAUGAGAUCAAUAAAGAAUGCUAUUGGAAUACUUCUUUUUAAACUGAAAUCUGGUCUUUCAAAUGGCAUACUUGCCACACUCUGUGGAAUGCGCACAAGACGUCAAGUAGCUGAAGUGGUGAAAAGUGCUCGCGUGGCAAUGGUAAAAGAUUUCGUGCCCCUCAAUCUCGGUUUCCAACAUGUUUCCAGAGAUAGAAUAGUCAACCAUCACACUACAGAUAUAUCCAAGCAACUUUUCACAGAUCCCAUUUCAGACACUGUUGUACUAGUCUUAGAUGGAACAUAUAUUUAUAUUCAAAAAAGUUCAUCUUACAAAUUCCAGCGUCUUACCUAUUCAAUGCACAAAAACCGACCCUUAGUGAAACCUUUCAUAAUCACAGCUACAGAUGGAUAUAUCGUAGAUGUAGUAGGGCCUUUCUUUGCUAACGGCCGGAAUAAUGAUGCUUCCAUUUUAUCACAUAUUGUUCAAACAAAUGCUGGCAAUUUCAUGGGUUUUCUUAAGGAACACGAUGUUUUGGUUGUAGACAGAGGCUUUAGGGAUUCGGUCCAUUUUUUACAAGAAUGUGGCUUCCAAAUAGAGAUGCCAUCAUUCUUAUCUAAAACAAGUAAACAACAUUCUACAGCCGAAGCCAAUUCGUCCAGAUUAGUAACCAAAAUCCGUUGGGUCGUCGAGGCAGUUAACGUGAGGAUAAAAAAAUGGCAAUAUCUAAACAACGUUGUUCAUAAUAGUCAAAUUCCAUACAUAGGAGAUUUCGUUCGAAUUGUAUGUAGCGUCAUAAAUAAAUACAGACCACCAAUUAAAACUAAUGAUGACGAUGAUCUGAAUCUUGGUUUCAAAAUGUUACUAAAAUCCAGAGAAAACGCAAAUGCUUUGAAACAAUUGUGCACUAGAAAUCACGCCCACAGGUUUACGGUAAAUUCAAAAUCUUGGAAAAGCAUAGAUGCUCAUGAUGCUGUUCUUGAUUUUCCCGUCCUUAGUGAAGAUGAAGUUAGACAAUUAAUAUUUGGAGUCUAUCAAAUUCGACAGGCAAAUUCAUAUGUCAGGGAGCACACAGAAAACGGACAGUACAACAUUGAUGUAUCUGAAAUUGAAACCGGAUUAAUUCACACAAGAAUCCAAUCUAGACAUCGAAACAGUACCCUUUACAAUCUCUGGAUAAAGUACACUACGAGCAGUGUUUGUGGAUGGUACUGCCAGUGUAAAUCUGGUGCUCGUACUGUUGGGUGUUGCGCCCACGUCUGUAGGGUUAUUUGGUAUUUGGGAUACUCCCGUCGUCAGUGUAAUUAUACAGUUAGGGCGAAGGAUCAGUUUAUUUCAAGCAUUCGUGAUGCAGGUGCAAACCAAACUGACUCUGAUGAGUUAUCUGAUUAG